Molecule: messenger RNA, 2766 nt
Organism: Gorilla gorilla gorilla (western lowland gorilla)
Lineage: Eukaryota; Metazoa; Chordata; Mammalia; Primates; Hominidae
Gene: SYK
Product: spleen associated tyrosine kinase
Exons: 13
Coding region: 385-2223 (612 amino acids)
Biological process (GO): intracellular signal transduction; protein phosphorylation
Cellular component (GO): cytoplasm
Molecular function (GO): ATP binding; non-membrane spanning protein tyrosine kinase activity
Source: RefSeq, a predicted model, not a curated record
GGGCCCUUGUCCGGCGGGAGGAGAGAGGCGCGCCCCACCCGGGCUCCUCUACACCUGCCGCCGCCUGGGCCGAUUCCGCGGGCCGAUUCCGCGGGCCUCGCCCGGCGCUUCAGCCGAUUCCCGCCCAGCUCCGGGCUCAUGGGCGCGGUCAGCAGGGCGGGCCAGAGCGGCGGGGCGCGACACUGGGAGGAAGUGCGGGCCGCCUGCCCGGGCGCGUUAAGGAAGUUGCCCAAAAUGAGGAAGAGCCGCGGGCCCGGCGGCUGAGGCCAUCCCGGCGGCGGCGGGAGAGCGAGGAGGAGCGGGUGGCCCCGCGCUGCGCCCGCCCUCGCCUCACCUGGCGCAGGUGGACACCUGCACAGGUGUGUGCCCUCCGGCCCCUGAAGCAUGGCCAGCAGCGGCAUGGCUGACAGCGCCAACCACCUGCCCUUCUUUUUCGGCAACAUCACCCGGGAGGAGGCAGAAGAUUACCUGGUCCAGGGGGGCAUGAGUGAUGGGCUUUAUUUGCUGCGCCAGAGCCGCAACUACUUGGGCGGCUUCGCCCUGUCCGUGGCCCACGGGAGGAAGGCACACCACUACACCAUCGAGCGGGAGCUGAAUGGCACCUACGCCAUCGCCGGUGGCAGGACCCAUGCCAGCCCCGCCGACCUCUGCCAGUACCACUCCCAGGAGUCUGAUGGCCUGGUCUGCCUCCUCAAGAAGCCCUUCAACCGGCCCCAAGGGGUGCAGCCCAAGACUGGGCCCUUUGAGGAUUUGAAGGAAAACCUCAUCAGGGAAUAUGUGAAGCAGACAUGGAACCUGCAGGGUCAGGCUCUGGAGCAGGCCAUCAUCAGUCAGAAGCCUCAGCUGGAGAAGCUGAUCGCUACCACAGCCCAUGAAAAAAUGCCUUGGUUCCAUGGAAAAAUCUCUCGGGAAGAAUCUGAGCAAAUUGUCCUGAUAGGAUCAAAGACAAAUGGAAAAUUCCUGAUCCGAGCCAGAGACAACAACGGCUCCUACGCCCUGUGCCUGCUGCACGAAGGGAAGGUGCUGCACUAUCGCAUCGACAAAGACAAGACAGGGAAGCUCUCCAUCCCCGAGGGAAAGAAGUUCGACACGCUCUGGCAGCUAGUCGAGCAUUAUUCUUAUAAAGCAGAUGGUUUGUUAAGAGUUCUUACUGUCCCAUGUCAAAAAAUCGGCACACAGGGAAAUGUUAAUUUUGGAGGCCGUCCACAACUUCCAGGUUCCCAUCCUGCGUCCUCCCCUGCCCAAGGGAACCGGCAAGAGAGUACUGUGUCAUUCAAUCCGUAUGAGCCAGAACUUGCACCCUGGGCUGCAGAAAAAGGCCCCCAGAGAGAAGCCCUACCCAUGGACACAGAGGUGUACGAGAGCCCCUACGCGGACCCCGAGGAGAUCAGGCCCAAGGAAGUUUACCUGGACCGAAAGCUGCUGACGCUGGAAGACAAAGAACUGGGCUCUGGUAAUUUUGGAACUGUGAAAAAGGGCUACUACCAAAUGAAAAAAGUUGUGAAAACCGUGGCUGUGAAAAUACUGAAAAAUGAGGCCAAUGACCCCGCUCUUAAAGAUGAGUUAUUAGCAGAAGCAAAUGUCAUGCAGCAGCUGGACAACCCGUACAUCGUGCGCAUGAUCGGGAUAUGCGAGGCCGAGUCCUGGAUGCUGGUUAUGGAAAUGGCAGAACUUGGUCCCCUCAAUAAGUAUUUGCAGCAGAACAGACAUGUCAAGGAUAAGAACAUCAUAGAACUGGUUCAUCAGGUUUCCAUGGGCAUGAAGUACUUGGAGGAGAGCAAUUUUGUGCACAGAGAUCUGGCUGCAAGAAAUGUGUUGCUAGUUACCCAACAUUACGCCAAGAUCAGUGAUUUCGGACUUUCCAAAGCACUGCGUGCUGAUGAAAACUACUACAAGGCCCAGACCCAUGGAAAGUGGCCUGUCAAGUGGUACGCUCCGGAAUGCAUCAACUACUACAAGUUCUCCAGCAAAAGCGAUGUCUGGAGCUUUGGAGUGUUGAUGUGGGAAGCAUUCUCCUAUGGGCAGAAGCCAUAUCGAGGGAUGAAAGGAAGUGAAGUCACCGCUAUGUUAGAGAAAGGAGAGCGGAUGGGGUGCCCUGCAGGGUGUCCAAGAGAGAUGUACGAUCUCAUGAAUCUGUGCUGGACAUACGAUGUGGAAAACAGGCCCGGAUUCGCAGCAGUGGAACUGCGGCUGCGCAAUUACUACUAUGACGUGGUGAACUAACCGCUCCCGCACCUGUCGGUGGCUGCCUUUGAUCACAGGAGCAAUCACAGGAAAAUGUAUCCAGAGGAAUUGAUUGUCAGCCACCUCCCUCUGCCAGUCGGGAGAGCCAGGCUUGGAUGGAACAUGCCCACGACUUGUCACCCAAAGCCUGUCCCAGGACUCACCCUCUACAAAGCAAAGGCAGUCCCGGGAGAAAAGACGGAUGGCAGGAUCCAAGGGGCUAGCUGGAUUUGUUUUCUUGUCUGUGUGAUUUUCAUACAGGUUAUUUUUACGAUCUGUUUCCAAAUCCCUUUCAUGUCUUUCCACUUCUCUGGGUCCUGGGGUGCAUUUGUUACUCAUCGGGCCCAGGGACAUUGCAGAGUGGCCUAGAGCACUCUCACCCCAAGCGGCCUUUUCCAAAUGCCCAAGGAUGCCUUAGCAUGUGACUCCUGAAGGGAAGGCAAAGGCAGAGGAAUUUGGCUGCUUCUAUGGCCAUGAGACUGAUCCCUGGCCACUGAAAAGCUUUCCUGACAAUAAAAAUGUUUUGAGGCUUUAAAAAGAAAA